Molecule: messenger RNA, 1167 nt
Organism: Bicyclus anynana (squinting bush brown)
Lineage: Eukaryota; Metazoa; Arthropoda; Insecta; Lepidoptera; Nymphalidae
Gene: Nubpl
Product: iron-sulfur protein NUBPL
Exons: 5
Coding region: 135-1088 (317 amino acids)
Biological process (GO): mitochondrial respiratory chain complex I assembly; iron-sulfur cluster assembly
Cellular component (GO): mitochondrion
Molecular function (GO): 4 iron, 4 sulfur cluster binding; ATP-dependent FeS chaperone activity; ATP binding
Source: RefSeq, a predicted model, not a curated record
UUUCAUAAAAUCCUGAAACUUGAAAGUCUUGAUAUGAACGAAUAAUUCGAAAGUUAGCAAAAUUAUUUCCUUUUAAUUUUAUUUAGGUAACAGAAAUAAUUACUUUAAAACAAACAUAUAUUAAGAUCUAAGUGAUGAAUAUACACAAAGCCGUACCGAGGGUAUAUGGAUUAUUAGUCGCACAAUUUAACACAGGCUUGCCAUGUAGCAUUUCACUAAGAUUGCAACACAACAAGGCCGAUGUCAAUGAGCACAGAGCCAAAGUCAUGGCCCGGGGGCUGCCGGAGAAGAAGCCCUUGCCUGGAGUCAAGAAUAUCAUACUUGUGGCAUCUGGAAAAGGAGGAGUAGGGAAGACUACUACAGCUGUGAAUCUCGCAUGUGCUAUGAAAGUGAUAGAGCCAGACAAGGAGAUAGGGCUGUUAGACGCAGAUGUGUUCGGCCCCUCUGUGCCACUCAUGAUGAACAUUAGCGGAGAGCCCAUGCUCAACGACGACAAUCUCAUUGAACCUCUACUCAAUUAUGGUGUAAAAUGUAUGUCCAUGGGCCUCCUGGUGUCAGGCGAGAACGCUGUGGUGUGGCGCGGGCUGAUGGUGAUGCAGGCGCUGGAGCGGCUCACGCGCGGCGUGGCGUGGGGCCCGCUCGACUGCCUCGUGGUGGACACGCCGCCCGGCACCGGCGACACGCACCUGUCGCUCGCACAAAACUUGCCUAUCGACGGUGCAAUAGUAGUAACAACUCCACAGUCGGCCGCUCUGCAAGUCACGAAGCGCGGCGUCAACAUGUUCGAGAAACUCAAGGUGCCCAUCAUAGGGCUGGUCGAGAACAUGUCUCACGCCGUGUGCUUCAAAUGCGGCACCAGGAACUACGUGUUCGGUAGCGAGACCAAACGGACGGCGGAACAAAUCGGCUUGGAAAUCAUAGAAAGCUUCGAAGUGGACUCGAAUAUGUCGGAAUGUAUAAACAGUGGGAAACCAGCGAUAUACGCGUUGCCAGAUAGUAUACACGCGGAGAAAUAUCGACAAUUGGCCAACAAGGUGUUCAAAUAUAUAAGCGAUAAGGAAACAGAUGCUAAAGCAACCAAACAGUAGUUGUAUACACGAAAUAUUUAGUACCUAGUAGUUGUUGUGAUUUUAUUUAUAUAACAAUUAAAUUUUUUACAAAUAAAAA